AGAAAUAUCCGAUUGAAAAAAGGGAAAACGUCACUGAAGGAAGGCUCUGAAAACCUAAUGGCUGAGAAGAAAGAAAGCACAAAGAAAUUGAGGUGUGAGCGCUGAGAAGUCGGUGAGAACGUGGAUCGUUCUUUGGUUAGUGUUUCCGAUCUUUCAUUGAACACAACACACUUAACCUAACAUAUUUCCGUGACAUGGCUUGGAUGCGUUUGAUAGCGCAGGUCGCAAGGCAUCAAUCAGAAUUUGGACAGGUCAGAAGUUUGUUGGCUAGAAGCUAUUUAUCGGUUAAUAAGCUUGAAGGAAAUAGGCUUUUCUGCUCCCAGGAAAGAUUCCAGUCCAGCUAUGUUGGCAAUCUGGCCCGUCGAGUACGUGAUGCAAAUGAAUCUUGUGAAAUUGCUCAUCUCAAGGAACUUUACCAUCGAAAUGAUCCUGAAGCUGUUAUUAGAGCAUUUGAAAGUCAGCCAUCUCUCCAUACUAAUCCUUCGGCACUUUCUGAAUACGUUAAAGCAUUAGUGAAAGUUGAUAGACUGGAUCAAAAUGAGUUACUCAAGGCUUUGCGAAGAGGUAUUUCUAAUUCAGUCAGGGAAGAAGAAAGUAUUGGUGGCUUUUCUACUCUUAGAAAUGCUGGAAACCCUACAAAAGAUGAAAUUCUUGGAACUGCAAGUGCUCCUAUUCAUAUGGUGACUGCAGAAGGUGGGAAUUUCAAAGUGCAGCUAUGGCGUACAAUCAGGUCCAUUCUGGUGGUUUUCCUCUUGAUUUCUGGUGUAGGAGCAAUCAUUGAGGAUAAAGGAAUUAGUAAAGGACUUGGUAUGGAUAUAGAAGUACGGCCAAUUAUGGAGUCGACUACUAAAUUUAAUGACGUAAAAGGUGUUGAUGAAGCAAAGGCAGAACUGGAAGAAAUUGUUCACUACCUCCGAGAUCCUAAGCGCUUUACUCGUCUUGGUGGCAAGCUACCAAAAGGUGUUUUGCUUGUUGGCCCACCUGGCACUGGUAAAACAAUGUUGGCAAAGGCUAUUGCUGGAGAGGCUGGGGUUCCUUUCUUCUCCUGCAGUGGCAGUGAAUUUGAAGAGAUGUAUGUUGGUGUUGGUGCACGAAGGGUGAGAGAACUUUUUUCUGCUGCAAAAAAGCAAUCGCCUUGUAUAAUCUUCAUUGAUGAGAUUGAUGCGAUUGGAGGAAGCCGAGAUCGAGAGGACAAAAUGUACUUGAGAAUGACAUUAAAUCAGUUGCUUGUUGAACUAGAUGGAUUCAAGCAAAACGAAGGCAUUAUUGUGAUUGCAGCUACUAAUUUUCCAGAGUCACUAGAUAAGGCUUUGGUGAGACCAGGGCGAUUUGAUUGUCAUGUUGUUGUUCCCAAUCCAGAUGUAGAAGGAAGGCGACAGAUUUUGGAAUCUCACAUGUCAAAGGUUUUGAAGGCUGAUGAUGUUGAUCUUAUGAUCAUUGCUCGAGGUACACCUGGGUUCUCUGGUGCUGACCUUGCAAACUUGGUUAAUGUUGCUGCUCUCAAGGCUGCAAUGGAUGGUGCUAAAUCUGUGACCAUGAAUGAUUUAGAGUUUGCAAAGGACAAGAUUAGGAUGGGAAGUGAACGCAAGUCUGCUGUUAUAUCUGAGGAGAGUAGAAGGAUGACUGCUUUCCAUGAGGGCGGCCAUGCCUUAGUGGCAAUUCAUACUGAUGGAGCACUUCCUGUUCACAAGGCAACUAUAGUUCCUCGUGGGAUGGCUCUUGGCAUGGUUUCUCAAUUGCCUGACAAAGAUCAGACCAGUAUCUCACGCAAACAGAUGCUUGCCCGGCUUGAUGUUGCCAUGGGAGGCAGGGUUGCUGAAGAGCUUAUUUUUGGAGAUAGUGAAGUUAGUACUGGUGCAUCAUCAGAUCUUUCACAAGCAACUAGUUUGGCUAGGGCAAUGGUUACUAAAUAUGGUAUGAGUGAUGAAAUUGGACUAGUCACUCACAAUUAUAAUGAUAAUGGGAGAAGCAUGAGCUCAGAAACUAGGCUGCUUAUUGAGAAAGAGGUGAAGAACUUGCUAGAGAGGGCUUACAACAAUGCAAAAACUAUUCUGACCACCCAUCAUAAGGAGCAUCAUGCACUUGCAAAUGCUCUUCUGGAGCACGAGACACUUACAGGAAGUCAGAUAAAGGCAUUACUUGCAAAUGUAAGGUCCCAGCAGGAGCAGGAGCAGGAGCAGUCGCCUCAAACAGUUGAAGCUCAGGGAAGUUCACAGCCGAAUUCAGCUGCUGCUGCUGCAGCUACUGCUGUGGCCAAGGCUCAAGGUGUUUCCCCAGUGUGAUCAUUGCGGGAGAAGACAGUGGUGACUGGUGACACAUGCUUCUGAAUAACUAUUGUGGGAUUGAAAUGUGCAGAUGGUAACUUAUUCAGUGUUUUUUAAGGUUCAUGUGGUUCCACUUUAGCAAAUGGUGUUAUGACUGGGUUUUGAGUGUGUUUGACCUGUUCCUUAAAGAUUCAUGUGUUUGAGGGUCACUUGUUAGCAAUCCCAGUACAACAGAUUUUUCAUCUAGGAGGAUUGGGUCUGAGGCCAGACCAGCAACUAUUAAUGCAUAUAGCUCACUUGGUUCAACCGCAUUGUUUAGAUGAAUCCAAUUGACGAUAUCAUAGGACACAUUGAUUAGUCAUGAGAUCGAUAUUUUGGAUCUCAUGUCACUGAAUCCAGACUAGACCCGAAUGUGCCACUGAGAUUGUAAUAAUUCAAAUUUUAUUGGUGACAAUAGCAACGGAUUGAAUGUUUACUUCUCUAAACAAUCUAUUUUAGCAAUUUCAAAUUGAUAUGAGUUGAAUAGGACAGUUAUAAUUCUCUCU
Messenger RNA from Abrus precatorius (Indian licorice), 2809 nucleotides. Its product is annotated as ATP-dependent zinc metalloprotease FTSH 4, mitochondrial-like. Bases 195 to 2282 code for a protein of 695 amino acids. Gene Ontology annotation, biological process: proteolysis. The transcript is spliced from 7 exons. Gene Ontology annotation, cellular component: membrane; chloroplast thylakoid. Gene Ontology annotation, molecular function: metalloendopeptidase activity; ATP-dependent peptidase activity; ATP binding. Lineage: Eukaryota; Viridiplantae; Streptophyta; Magnoliopsida; Fabales; Fabaceae. The record is from RefSeq and is a predicted model, not a curated record.